CCAGGCUUCACGGAGAUCAUGCCCUGGCAGAGCGUGCCCCUGGAGGAGAGCCUGCCCACUUGCCAGCGGGGCGACACCUUCCCUGUGGGUGAGGUGAAGAUGCUAGAGAAGCAGACGAGCCCGCCCGACUACCUGACGGAGGCUGAGCUCAUCACGCUCAUGGAGAAGCAUGGCAUUGGCACAGAUGCCAGCAUCCCUGUGCAUAUCAACAACAUUUGCCAGCGCAACUACGUCACUGUGGAGAGCGGGCGCCGGCUCAAGCCCACCAACCUCGGCAUCGUCCUGGUGCACGGCUACUACAAGAUUGACGCAGAGCUGGUGCUCCCCACCAUCCGCAGUGCAGUGGAGAAGCAGCUGAACCUGAUCGCCCAGGGCAAGGCUGACUACCGCCAGGUCCUGGGCCACACCCUGGACGUGUUCAAGAGGAAGUUCCACUACUUUGUCGACUCCAUUGCCGGCAUGGAUGAGUUGAUGGAGGUGUCUUUCUCGCCCCUGGCGGCCACAGGCAAGCCCCUCUCACGCUGUGGGAAGUGCCACCGCUUCAUGAAGUACAUCCAGGCCAAGCCAAGCCGCCUGCACUGCUCCCACUGCGAUGAGACCUACACGCUCCCCCAGAACGGCACCAUCAAGCUCUACAAGGAGCUCCGCUGCCCUCUAGAUGACUUCGAGCUGGUCCUGUGGUCUUCAGGUUCUCGGGGCAAGAGCUACCCUCUGUGCCCCUACUGCUACAACCACCCACCCUUCCGAGACAUGAAGAAAGGCAUGGGCUGCAACGAGUGUACGCACCCCUCCUGCCAGCACUCGCUGAGCAUGCUGGGUAUCGGCCAGUGCGUGGAAUGUGAGAGCGGGGUGCUGGUGCUGGACCCCACCUCGGGCCCCAAGUGGAAGGUGGCCUGCAACAAGUGCAACGUGGUAGCGCACUGCUUCGAGAACGCCCACCGCGUGCGGGUGUCCGCCGACACCUGCAGUGUCUGUGAGGCCGCCUUGCUUGACGUGGACUUCAACAAGGCCAAGUCCCCACUCCCGGGCGAUGAGACGCAGCACAUGGGCUGCGUCUUUUGUGACCCCGUCUUCCAGGAGCUGGUGGAGCUGAAGCAUGCGGCCUCCUGCCACCCCAUGCACCGCGGUGGACUAGGGAGAAGGCAGGGUCGAGGGCGGGGCCGAGCCAGGAGGCCCCCUGGGAAGCCCAACCCCAGACGGCCCAAGGACAAGAUGUCAGCCCUGGCCGCCUACUUUGUAUGAUGGCCCUGUCCUCCCUCACCCAGGCUGCAGUGCCAUGCAGACACCUCAUGGCACUUCAGACUAUUAAAAUGCAUUUUAUUUUAUCCAGA
Nomascus leucogenys (northern white-cheeked gibbon) is the source of this 1331-nucleotide messenger RNA. RefSeq names its product DNA topoisomerase III beta (gene TOP3B). NCBI's taxonomy places the organism in Eukaryota, Metazoa, Chordata, Mammalia, Primates, Hylobatidae. Gene Ontology annotation, molecular function: DNA binding; DNA topoisomerase type I (single strand cut, ATP-independent) activity. Gene Ontology annotation, cellular component: nucleus. The record is from RefSeq and is a predicted model, not a curated record. The transcript is spliced from 6 exons. Gene Ontology annotation, biological process: DNA topological change. The coding region runs from base 19 to 1242 and encodes 407 amino acids.